ACGAAUAUUUAAAGCCAGAUCUCACCGAAUGGUUGUCUCAUUCUUAGCGCACUCAGCUGCCAAUACAUAUAAAUUUAGUUCAAAAACGGGAAAUUUUUUGAAUUCUUUUUCAAAUCUGCUGUUUAAGACAAAUGAAAGUUUAACCGACGAUCAACAGAUUAGUUUGUCAACAGUGUUAAAUAUUACCGGCGUAUUGAAGUGAAUUAGAAAUGUGUUAAAUAACUUGGAAAACAAUCAAUCAAAUUGGCGUAAAUUUAGCCAAAUUGCUAUCGCCCAAUUUCCAUUGCAGUAACAACAUGUGGGCAAACACUCGCACACACACUCGCAAAUAUGUAUAUUUUUUGUAAUUUAAUUUUGACCAUGCAAUUGUUGUACUGAUGCAUACAUACGAACCAUUGAGGCGAGUGCAAAAUAGGCCAUUUGGCUCUAGUUUGUAAAAACAUAUCGCCCAAGCAGGUGGUUGCUUUGCGGAGAAAAACUAUUGUGCAAAAUUUUGGCAUAAAUAAUUGAAUUUGUUGUUGUUGUUGUUGUUGUUGUGAAAGAAACAAGCAAUUAAAAUGGAAGUGUAAACAGCAAGUGGUUAAGUGUAAAAGUGCCGUUAAAUAUAGAAAUGGAAUUGACAGUGCAACGGCGCAUACAAACUUGAUUAUCAACAAUUCUGCGUUGACGUAGCCUUUAUCACGACAGCCAGCAUUAAAAGCGCUUACAUCGUCUUUCGAUUACGUCACACCUUUGCACAGUUAUUUCUGCAUAUGCUUGGCAUGUAUGUAUGGAAGUGAAGGGUAGAGUGCAAUGCCAAUCGGAAAUCGAAAGCGGCCGGAUACGCUGGAAUUAGAGGUGCUUGGUGCGCGCCAAGCGGAGUCUUCCGACAAUGAGGAUUGCGGUGUCACAGCAUGUGUGCUGCCAAGAGCACACCACCAGAGCUACCAACUGCAGGCGGAUCAGAAAGAGCCGGCAUCAAAAGCACAAUACUUCCAGGCAGCCAAGCAUUGCAUAUCCGACAGCGGCGCAAAACCGUCCAGUACGCUACAGCAAAAACUAUAUUCACCAUCCCGAUCGGCUGAAAAACGACGACACAGCUGGUUUCAUUUACGUCGCAAGCCUCGUCCUGCGCCUACAACAAUAGCGGUGUGUGACAGCAGCACCGAGCGCACUGCUCCUACAAACACCGUUCCUGCAAACUUAGCCAAGCCGGAGACAACAGCUGCCUGCAGCCCAACCACCGCCAUCAGUAAAACGCUGCCCCAAAGCCAAACCGUACCCGAUGUUGCGGCCGUGUUCACUAGACGCGACUCCAAAAAACGACGCAGCCGCACACAAACCGACAGCCUUUACAGCCUAGCGACGCUUGCCCAAUCGGGCGAAAUACGACAACAAAAACACGCCGAAGCGAAUAAAGCUGAGGCUCAUGCGAACACAACAAUCACUCCGGCGCCCUGGUCAAAUUCGGGUAAGCAAAUAAAUGAGCCACUGACAGGAAUGAAAGCAGCAAUUUAUUUGAGUGAGAACACCGACGCUCCACACCAGACUAGCGCAUUUAUAGAUCGCGGUGUUCGCGAUCAUAUGCUGCUCACUUCGGAGCUCGCGUCAGUGGAGGAUGGGGUCGAUGGCGCCAUGCCUGCUCCAGUAUCCGGUUUUCGGGCGCGGCUUUUGUCGGUGCUGGGCAAGUUACCAGGUUGGAAGCGCAGCGACUGCAUGCGUCGGCGAUCACGUACGACCGCCGCGGCUACCGCUGCAAUGGCAAAUGAUGGAUCGUUGGGUGCGAACGCUGAGACUGAGAGUAUAAGCGGCUGUAAAAGCCAGAAACCGAAUACUGAAUUUGAACAGUUUUCGAUGUCUCCGGGUGUUAACGGUGCUGGCAGUGACAAUGGCGUACGAAGGCUGUCACAAUUGCGACGUCGGCGCAGUUCAUAUUACUUUUCGGAGAACGAACGCAGAAUUCGAGCCAACGACCGAGAAUUUAAUGCCCAAUUCAAAUACGCCGACAAUUUCAUUAAAACGUCGAAGUAUACACUGUUGACGUUUUUGCCAUUUAAUCUGCUCGAACAAUUUCAACGUCUUGCCAAUUUCUAUUUCCUGUGCUUAUUGGUGCUGCAACUCAUACCAGCGAUAUCAUCCCUAACACCCGUCACCACCGCCAUACCGCUAAUUGGCGUAUUAACAUUGACUGCGGUUAAAGAUGCCUACGAUGACAUUCAACGCCAUCUGUCAGAUUCUCAGGUGAAUAAUAGAAGAUCGAAAACAUUGAGGAAUGGUCAAUUAAUCGAUGCGAAAUGGUCAGGAGUACAGGUUGGGGACGUGAUACGGCUGGAGAACAAUCAGUUUGUGGCCGCCGAUAUACUGCUGCUGACAACAUCCGAACCGAAUGGCUUGUGUUUCAUCGAGACUGCCGAAUUGGAUGGCGAAACGAAUUUAAAAUGUAAGCAAUGCUUGCCAGAGAUCACGGAACUGGGGCAGCGGCAUGAUCUUCUGUGGAACUUCAAUGGUGAAAUAAUCUGCGAGCGGCCAAAUAACUUACUGAACAAGUUCGAGGGCACACUGAUAUGGCGCAAUCAUAGGUAUGCGCUCGACAAUGAGAAAAUCCUACUUAGAGGCUGUGUGCUGCGAAAUACACAAUGGUGCUAUGGUUUAGUCAUAUUUGCGGGCAAGGACACAAAACUAAUGCAGAAUUCGGGCAAAACACAGUUCAAAAGCACCGGUGUUGAUAGACUGUUAAAUUUUAUUAUAAUUGGAAUAGUACUUUUUCUACUCUCUAUAUGUGCGUUCUUCACUUUGGCCUGUGCCAUCUGGGAAAACCUUAUCGGCCAGCAUUUUCAGGUAUACUUACCCUGGGAACACAUCAUACCAAAAAAUGUUGCACAAGGCUCCACCGUUAUUGGUCUGUUGGUUUUCUUUUCCUAUGCAAUCGUCUUAAAUACUGUUGUGCCAAUAUCUCUCUACGUUUCAGUAGAGGUUAUACGUUUCGCGCAAUCAUUUCUCAUCAAUUGGGAUGAGGAAAUGUACUACGAACGCUCGAAAACUCAUGCCAAAGCACGUACCACCACACUCAACGAGGAGUUGGGACAAAUACAAUAUAUAUUUUCAGAUAAAACUGGCACACUAACACAGAACAUAAUGACAUUCAACAAAUGCAGUAUUAACGGUCGUACCUACGGCGACGUCUUCGACCUGCGCACAGGCGAAGUGAUCGAGGUCACGGAUAAGCAAAAAUAUGUACAGAAUUGCAACUGUAAAUUGAGUGGCAGUAAUGCCGCCAGCAAAAUCACACCGGCACCAACAAUCCUCUUGCACAGCGCCGAAGUACAUCCGAAGAGCACAAUUAUGGUCUCCAGUCCCGAGGACGGUGGCACUGCUGACAUCUCCAUAGCACCAGUAAGCUUGACGACCUCCCCCAAAGAAAUUCCAUUGCCCAACACUACAAAAACGACGGCUCAAUCCACUGUGACGAACUCAUUAGAUGACACCACACCGUCGCCAGCGAAAACUGAACGCCAUGUCCAAUACGAUGAGAGUUCCAUUAGUCCGACAUCAGCUGCGACAAAUGCGCACCAGUCGCCAACAUGCAAUCUGCGGCGCCAAUGCUCCACGCUGUCCAAUUCGAGCGAUAAAGCUCUUGAACCGGUGGACUUUUCGGCGAAUCCCGAAUUCGAGCCAGAGUUUCGUUGGUACGACAAGACGCUGCUGGAUGCAGUGCGUUCCGACGAGGAACAUGCGCAAAAUUUCUUCCGCCUGCUCGCGCUUUGUCACACCGUGAUGCCCGAGUAUGUGGAAGGACGCCUAGAAUACCAGGCGCAAAGUCCCGAUGAGGCAGCCUUGGUAUCGGCAGCGCGAAAUUUCGGCUUCGUUUUUCGUUCACGAACGCCGAAUAGUAUAACCAUAGAGGUGAAAGGGAACCGAGAGGAGUAUGAACUUCUGAAUAUUAUAGACUUUAAUAACGUGCGCAAGCGCAUGUCGGUGAUAUUGAGGCGAGGCGAUGACAUUAUACUGUACUGCAAAGGUGCUGACAAUGUGAUUUACGAUAGGUUAUGUACUAGUCAAAACGAUAUUAAGGCGCGUACCCAGGAUCAUUUGAAUAAAUUCGCUGGCGAAGGUUUACGAACACUGGUACUCGCCGAGAGACGUCUUGACGAAGCCUACUACAUAGAGUGGUCGCAGCGGCAACAAAUAGCGGCAGUUUCGCUGGACGCACGCGAAGAGAAGCUCAACGCCAUGUACGAGGAGAUCGAAAGCGACUUGAUACUCGUCGGUGUGACGGCGAUCGAAGACAAACUGCAGGACGGUGUACCUCAGACGAUAGCUAACCUACAAAUGGCCGGUAUAAAAAUUUGGGUACUAACCGGUGAUAAACAAGAAACGGCUAUAAAUAUUGGCUAUUCCUGUCAGUUGUUGACCGAUGAAUUGGCCGAUGUCUUCAUCGUGGACGGCAGUUCACUUGAGGAAGUCAACAAGCAACUGCGCCAAUUCCGUGAAUCGGUGCGAAUACUCAAUCGAUUUAGACCAACGCCGCUAGAGCCGACAGUUAACUUGAAUCUCAAUUUAAAUGGUGCGAAUAGUGCCGAUCGGAACUCGUCUGUGAUGUAUGGCACUGGGUUGCGCACGCGGACCUCACCGCCGCCAGCGCCAGCGAUAUCGGUGGUUACCUUUAGGUGGGAUGAUGACAAAAUUAAGCAUAAUAAGGGCGAACCGGACAGCGCCGAGUGCAAUGAACUGUAUGACAAUAUUGAGAAAGGUGAAGAGGGUGCGAGUGCAUUGCACCCGGAUGAGGUUAUAGAAGAGAAUACUGGAUUCGCUAUUGUUGUGAAUGGACAUUCAUUAGUCUACUGCCUCUCGCCUGAAUUGGAAUCAAAAUUCCUGGAUGUGGCUUCACAGUGCAAGGCCGUCAUUUGCUGUCGCGUAACGCCGCUGCAGAAAGCCUUAGUGGUGGAGUUGAUUAAGCGCGCCAAGAAUGCGGUAACACUGGCAAUCGGCGAUGGCGCCAACGACGUCUCAAUGAUCAAAGCUGCUCAUAUAGGCGUUGGCAUCUCCGGUCAGGAGGGUUUACAAGCGGUACUGGCCAGCGACUAUUCGAUAGCGCAGUUCCGCUACUUGGAGCGUCUGCUGCUCGUUCAUGGCCGCUGGUCGUACUAUCGCAUGUGUAAAUUCUUGCGCUAUUUUUUCUAUAAGAAUUUUGCAUUUACCCUGUGCCACUGCUGGUAUUCGUUCUUUUGCGGCUUUAGCGCGCAGACGGUGUUCGACCCGAUGUUCAUAUCAGUAUACAAUCUGUUCUACACCUCACUGCCGGUGUUAGCUUUGGGUGUGUUCGAGCAAGAUGUCUCCGACAAGCACAGCAUUGAAUAUCCGAAGUUAUAUACACCCGGACUGAAAAGUCAACUGUUCAACACGCGCGAAUUCGUUUACAGCGUCCUGCAUGGUGCCUUCAGUUCGCUCAUAUUAUUCUUAAUACCAUACGGCACGUACAAGGAUGGUGUCUCGCCAAAUGGACUCAUACUGAGCGAUCACAUGACCUUGGGUGCGGUUGUUGCCACCAUUCUCAUAAUUGACAAUACUGCUCAGAUAGCCUUGUAUACUUCAUAUUGGACGAUAUUCAAUCACAUAACCGUUUGGGGUAGCUUGGUAUGUUUCUUCGUGUUGGAUUAUUUCUAUAACUAUGUCUUCGGUGGCCCCUAUGUCGGCUCACUGGCGAUGGCUAUGAAGGAUUUGACCUUCUGGGCGACAAUGGUUAUAACAGUUAUUGUGAUAAUGGCUCCUGUGUUGGCCUACAAAUUCUACCUAAUCGAUGUAUAUCCAAGCCUAGCUGAUAAGAUACGUCUUAAAUGUCGCGUGAGCACACGCCAGUCCCGUCAAAGUAACAUGGUAAUGCGGACACCUUCGGCCAGAAAAGCACGACGUUCGUUGCGCUCCGGCUAUGCGUUUGCACAUCAGGAGGGCUUUGGUCGACUCAUUACUUCGGGUAAGAUCAUGCGCAAAUUACCGCAGGAUUUCGCAUUCCCAUUGGGCUUGGGCAGUAAAAAGUUGCAGCCGCAAACGAUAGAUGGCAACGAGGGCAAAGGUAAUCAAAACAAUAACAACAGCACUCGAAGUAACAAAAACUCGUCGACGGGAUAUCUCAACGAUACCGAUGCCGAGAGCGCUGCGGGCGGUGACAGCAGCAAUGGCGCUCGUAGCGAUGAAAACGUAAGCCCACGUGCACCUUGCCAAGACUUAGAUACAAUUAAUCUUUAAGUUAAUUAACGUAUGUAUGUAUGUGUAGCAUAUAGAAAGCGAACAUUGAACGAUUGGCAGGCAUCAGCAGUUCAAUCCAUAUGACACCAAAAGAAUAAACCAAAAAGCAAAUUGAAAAUUACAAAUUACAAAUUCCAAAUUGCACAUUGCAAUGGAAAAGGAGAACUUGAAUUAUUGCAAUCAAGGCACAAGAGGAAAGUUUUAACAAAAUGCUGUAGCAAUUAGUUCGUAAUUAUUUAAGGACUCUACAAUCAACUAGAAAACCCAAGAACCUUUAUAGUCAUAGAAUUAUUAUAUAUACCUACAUAUAUGUAUGUUAAUACUGUACGAUCAGGUGAUUGUGUUUAAUUAUCUACUAUUUGUAAAUAUUUUGAUAAAACUACGCAAUUAGUAUGAAAAACAAACAACAAAAUUAUUUGAAAUCUGUAAGGCAGAAGUGAAGAAAUACAAAAUUUCAAAAUUUAUAAAAUAAAAGCUUUAAUAUUUAGUAAACAGCUUUAACGAUAUCUAAAUAAGUAAUAGCCACCCUUUCACAUGCACAUGCGUGUGCAUAGAUAAUAAAGAGUGCUUGUAUGGCUUAGUCUGCAGAUCGAUCUGCAGGGAAUCCCUCUUAUCUCUCAAAUUAUGAAAAUGUUGGAAAUUUUUACAAUUAUAUUAGCGCGUAAAUAUAUGUUAAAAAGAAUCUCAUCUCAAAAACCGACUCAAAACACAAAGUUUCACAAAAAUGUAUUAUCGUUUAUAAAAUAAUCAUAAAUAACCAUAGAGAUUUUGUUGCUUGUAUACACUCGUCAGUUGGGAGGCCACGAUACUUAUACUUUUAUGAAUCAUCAAAGUGAUAAUAACAACAAAACUGUAUAAAAUCCUAAAUUGUUAACAUAUUCUUGCAGAAGCAUCAGAGUUUCAAUUAUAUUGACAUGAUCUUGGUUCUAAACUUGUACUUUGAGUAAACCAAAAAAAAAUCUUAUUUUUUUUUAUUAUUUAAGAACUCCAGUGCAUACGUUAUUUAAAUACUUAAUUUGUUUAUACAAUACAUUUUCUAUAUUGCUUAUUUAAUAAGAGAUGUUAAUAAACAAGGGAAAUCUUAUGAAAAUAUUCAAAAAUAAAGAGAAGCGAUUUUGAGUUUUUCUUCAUAAAAAAUUAGCUAUUUCUUUUUCACGUAGAAAGUUUGCUGAUUAUAACAAUGCAUUAAACCCUUCAUAUUCUUAAUAUUCUUAAUAUUUCCAUAAAACAAUUGCAUUUUUUUGCAUAUGUCUCUAAUAUUACCAUUACUAGUGUCAGUCAAUUAUUUCCGAAAUCGAAAUAGAAAACAAUAUAACACCAAAUGAUGCGGAUGUGAUGAAGUUCUCUGAUUGGUGUUCUGCAAUUUAGAAUCAAAGUGAGGAUAUGUUGGGACGAUGACGAGAACCGUUGUUAGAGUGAAUGAGGCUUAACAGUUUUAAGAUAUAUUUUUAGUAACAAACAACUUUUUAUUUACAUACAAAUAUUAAUCAAUUAUGUUAUCUUAUACCUCUUACAUGGCGAAACGAAGUACCGUUACAAUAAGCAGAAUAGCAUUUCACAAGAAUUUAAAUUUAUUUUCUUAAUUCAAAUAAUUUUAACUUGUUUAUUAUAAAACUAUAAUUUUUUGACUUUUUCACAAACAAGUUUAAUAAAUUUAAGAUUAUUUGUCACACUAAUACACUCGAGUUCCUUUUCGCUCCGUUGCAUUAGGAAUAAAGCUAAAUCAAAGAGUUCUUAUUUGACAUGUAAAUCUUCCAAUGUGCUAAGUGCUAAAGGUUAUCGAGUGUGAACUACUAAAUUCAUUUUUAUAGAUUAUGACUAAAAAUAUUAGAAAAUACUUUUCUAAACCGUUUUCAAAAGAUAAGAUAUUUAGAAGAGGCAUACAAAUAUGAUUGGCUUUUAAACUAUUUGAAAAUAUGUGAAGUUGAAUGCGCAGUAGAAAUAAUGUAAAAUUCAAAUUAUAUAAGCCACAAAUGUUAAAUCUUUAGUUAAACAAAAUAUUUAUUUGUAUUAUUAUAAGUUUCAAGUUAACGGCUAAUAAAAGAAAAUUGUCAAGUUUUGCCUUAAUAUAAUAAUCAAUAUUUCAUUGAAGUAACUCUUUCUAAACAAAUAAACUGGAAUGUUUGGACCAAUGAGAAUUGAAAUUAUCCGUAGAGAAUUGUUACCUAAACAUAAAAAGAAUUGUGAUUAAUUACAACUUUUUUAUACAAAGCCAAAAUAUCUUACGAGUAGUCUUAAAUCUUGCCUGCUCGCUUUAAUUAGAAUGUCAGUGUUCAUUGACGUCCAAUUCCUAUACCAAACUAGCAAGUGUACUUAUGUUCGUAUGUAAGAUAGUGAUUAUAGUAGAUUUACUCAUAUACACACAUACAUACAUGCAUUCAGCGCUAAAUGCUUUUCAAUAUGCAACUGAUCUUUAGUAGAGCAGUAGUACACAUACUCACAACACUGAGUAUCGUGGGGACGUAGGGAAGCAUGCGCUCCGCUAUUAUAGUUGUACUAUUCUAUUCAAUAUGUAUUUUUAAGGCGCUUUAAGUUUUGAACAUUGAUGAUUAAUGUUGAACAUUGUUUUUAAUAAAGAAUAUUGUAUUUUUACAUAUA
Zeugodacus cucurbitae (melon fly) is the source of this 8820-nucleotide messenger RNA. It is a transcript of the gene ATP8B, whose product is annotated as phospholipid-transporting ATPase ID. Gene Ontology annotation, cellular component: plasma membrane. The record is from RefSeq and is a predicted model, not a curated record. Gene Ontology annotation, biological process: Golgi organization; phospholipid translocation. NCBI's taxonomy places the organism in Eukaryota, Metazoa, Arthropoda, Insecta, Diptera, Tephritidae. Gene Ontology annotation, molecular function: magnesium ion binding; ATP binding; ATPase-coupled intramembrane lipid carrier activity. The transcript is spliced from 21 exons. The coding region runs from base 793 to 6222 and encodes 1809 amino acids.